GACUUUUCAGGUAUUGAGUUAAACAAAAGAAAGCUCAGUAUGUGUGAAUAUCCCAUGCCUCAUUAAUAAUGUGUGAUGAGACAUAGUGCUACUUAAAAAAGCACUCUAGUAAUCGUGGGUGUCAAAGAAAAAAAAAUCACAUGUCUUAUAAAAUAUUCAUUUACGAUGUCAUGAAUGUCGACCCAUAACAUUGUAAAUUGAGAACAUAAAUUAAUACUUAUCAAACAAAUAAAAUCAGCAAAGAGCCAACAUCAUGAAAAAAUGUGAGUGGUUAUAUAUACUGUUCAAUUAUUUGGUUACUUAUUUCUUGGUCUAGUGUUGUAUUCUUCAAUCUAUUUAUAAAACUUUUUUUAUUCAAGUGAAAUUCCCACAUUUGGUUGUAAUCAUAGACACCUUGUAUUUGUUUCACUAUAAAUAUUCCCUAAAAUGAGGGAAAGAACAAAAGACAGCUGGUUACCCUAAUUGCAACAUGCUUUGUUAAAAUUUUGAGGAUUUGUUCACGUUUUGUAACAAGGAACAAAAUUUGUUUUAUUAUUAUCGACCGUGUUUGUGAAAGGGAUAAUAGAAAACUUAGUCGUUUAGUGACAAGUAACUAGACCUUCGUUUCUUGGUAGGUGGUUUAGGUAAAUGUUUUGGUUAGUGAAGUAUUUAAUGGCUUACCAAACUAAUCACAGCUGAGUUUAUUUCAUUUUAUGUUUUCACCUACCUUUUUUACGGAGUUAAAAUCGAAUAAAAAAGGUGUCGAAGAACUAAGAGAUCGUGGUGAGAUAAUCACUCACCGUUUACAAUUAGAUUUUCUUUUGGAAAAGUUGCAAAUAUAAUCUUUAAGGUAAGUCGAAGGGAAAAUAAAAAUGGUGAGAUCCAGGCAGGUAAUCAUAAUAAGUCGAUCUAGUCACAUUCGGAUUACUCAUCACCAUUUAUUGGAUUAAAGGAGAAGCGCAAAGCAACAACAGACAACCCAAGGUAUUUAUAAUACAAACCCUGUAAUAUAAUAGCUAAUAUGUAGGAGUCACAUAAGCAAUGCCAUAAGUUCAUUCACGACUUUUCGAUGUUUACUAUUAUGUUAUAGUCUAAAAACUCAGUCAUUGAUUAUCAAAGUUUAAAUCUUAGUCGCCGACAUUUGUUUAGCAUGUAUUUUUUUUCAUAAAGGUGUCCUUAAAAUAUUUAAUAAAAUAUGAAUCUGUGUUGAGCAAGUUGCAUAAACAUUUACCACAUUCCAAGCAGGUCGUUAGUACUUCUACAUAAACGCGUACAUGUUCUUGUUCAUUAAUAUGUACUAAUGUUCUUUCUGAUUUCCUAGCUUUGACAUAAAUACAGCUAUGGUGAUCUUCAGCUAUGAAGCAGAGGUGACCACCUCCAUCCCUCCGGCGAAGAUGUUCAAGGCCUUUGUCAUCGACGGCGCCAAGAUCGCCUUAGAAACCUUCCCGGAUUUACUCAAGAGCAUCACCAUCGAAGGCGACGGCGGCCCUGGAACCAUCAAGGAAGUCCAUUUUACCGACGCGAACCCGUUCAAGUCUGUGAAGGAAGUAGUGGACGAGCUGGACAAGGAGAAGCUGAUCUACGGCUACACUGCGACCGGAGGGGAUACAGUUAUCGCCGGCGUCGAGAAAAUCUCUUACCGAAUGGUGCUGGAGGAAUCAGCCAACGGCGGAACGAUCUGCAAGCGCAGCACCAAGUUCUUCACCUCCGAAGACGGAGGGAACGGGGAGAAGGAAACCAAGGCUGCUCAUGAGGAAAUGCGGCAGAUGUUCUCUUCUAUAUUCAAGGCUUUCGAAGGCUACCUCCUGGCCAAUCCUGCAUCUUGAAAAUUGCAAACGUACUGAGCUUUGAAUACAAGAAAUCUCUCCUUAUUGCUACUCCAGAACCAUCUUAUUAGACUAUUGAAGAUGAAAAUUUAAGAAAUGUCUAAAUUCAUGUAUGUUGAUCGUCUAACUGAUGCGAAAUCGAGCUAAAUUAACAACAAAAGGAGGAGCCUUACUCAACUAAACGAUAUACAUAGUAUGAUUGUAUAAAACCUCUCGAACUUCUCCUUACCUGUACAAACUGGUAUAUGUGCAGUUGCAAAGUUGCAAAGCUACGACGGCAUAACAUGUUCUCUGUC
Linum trigynum is the source of this 2101-nucleotide messenger RNA. NCBI's taxonomy places the organism in Eukaryota, Viridiplantae, Streptophyta, Magnoliopsida, Malpighiales, Linaceae. The record is from the annotation of a GenBank genome assembly.